Messenger RNA from Closterium sp. Naga37s-1, 2682 nucleotides. The record is from the annotation of a GenBank genome assembly. Lineage: Eukaryota; Viridiplantae; Streptophyta; Zygnematophyceae; Desmidiales; Closteriaceae.
AUGCUGCCAGCGCCUAUCUGGUUUCGAAUCUUCCACCGUCUGCAUCUGCCGCCCUCCCAACCGGACGUCCCUGCUAUCCUCGCCCAACGGAAAACACCCGAGCAUCCCGCUGCGAUGGCAGAGCGAUGGGCCCGUGAGGCUGAAUGGUUCCGCACUCCUGGGUUCACAGCCUGGCAGCCGUGGGGCCACCCUGCAAGCAGCGCCGGGCUCACUGCCUGGGGCCAGCUGGGCCAGCCUGCAAGCAGCGCAGGGCUUACUUCCCAGCCGAGCCAACCUGCAAGCAGCACAGGGGUCACUGCCCAGCUGGGCCUCCCUGCAAGCAGCACAGGGGUCACUGCCCAGCUGGGCCUCCCUGCAAGCAGCACAGGGGUCACUGCCCAGCUGGGCCUCCCUGCAAGCAGCACAGGGGCCACUGCCUGGGGCCAGGUGGGCCAGCCUGCAAGCAGUGCAGGGCUCACUGCCUCGGGCCAGAUGGGCCAGCCUGCUAGCAGCGCAGCGCGCGCUCUCCAGAUGUUCCACGCCGAAUUUGGUCGGCCGGGCCACCUUGCAAACAGCACACAGUUCACCCCCUGGGGCCAGAUGGGUCACUCUGCGAGCAGCACAGGGAUCACCGCCUGGGGCCAGAUGGGUCACUCUGCAAGCAGUGCAGGGCUCACUGCCUGGGACCAGCAGGGCGACCCUGCAAGCAGCACAGGGCUUCCUUCCCAGCUGGGCCAGCUGGGCCUACCUGCUGGCAGCACAGGGGUCACUGCCUUCGCAGCACACGCUCUCCAGAUGUUCCACGCCGAAUUUGGCAAUCCGGGCCACCCUGCAAGCAGCGCAGGGCCCACUGCCUGGGACUGGCAGGGCGACCCUGCAAGCAACGCACAGAGGGAAACCGGAACCGACGACCAUCUCACCCACACUGACCAUCUCACCAACACCAAGAUUGAUCGCGAUCGUCCGCCAGUUGUGUUUCGGGAAGAAGGCCUCGCUGCCAGAGAGCAGCACAAGGAAAACGCUGACACCUAUGGUGCAUCAUGGGCUCUGCUCUGCUGCGCGCUCGCCAGCAAGAGGCUUCUCAAUCUCGUUGUUGCUUUCUCUGAGAGCCAGCCCAUCUCACUCUGCUAUGGCGACCAGAACCCGCACUGGAUGCGAAGCGUCCGCUUUUUCCUCACACGCGCUAGCCUCCGCUCGCUUCACCUCCGCUUCUCCUCCCCCGACCAACUGCCUACUCUCGGCGCCUGCAUCGCUCGCAGCAGCCCCUCCCUCUCGUCCCUCCGCCUGGAGCUGCAAGGCACUGUUGGUUCCUCCAAGCACCAGGGGAACGAUUACUGGAAGCUGGGUUUCCUCAAGGAAUGCGCGCAGCUGCGGGAGUUGAACCUAGGUCGGGGCAUGUGGGUUCUGAACAGGGAGUGCGCAGGUGCGGCGGCAUGGUUCAAGUCGAUCCGCAAUCUGACCCUAGAACAGGUGCAUUUCAAGAGCUUGAGCUUCCAGUUUCUCCAGUCCAUCACGCCGCAGCUGCAUGAGUUCACGCUCUAUGAGGAUGGCAACGUGCUUCGUGAACAUCCCCGCGUGCCCUCCACCAGCCGCCUCGCCUUAUCCUUCCCCAAUGCCCGCCUCCUCCGCUUCCGCUUUGCCGCCACUGAGCUGCACCUCACCCUCUCUGUGUCCCCAGCAGCACUCAAGACUCUCUCAGUGAUCGCCAAACGGCUGGUCCUCUCCUGCAAGAGCACCACCCAUCUCGCUCUCCACCACCUCUCACUGUACGGCCAGGAGCGACUUAUCAUCUCCUCCCUCCGCCUCGCAUCCGCCAGGGUUGUCUACUUGGAUGGACCUGCCAGUGACCAAGAGGGAUUUUCCUGGACAGAAUGGCUUGGCAUUGUAGCGCCAACAGUGGAGGUUCUUAUAGUGAGGCACGGGGUGCCUAUAAAGAAGGUGGAGGCGGAGUGGGGGAGGUUGCUGAGCCUUGGGAUUGUCGUGCCUCCCUGGGACAGGGAUGCUCGUGCAAACAGCUGGAGUAUGGGAUACGGCACAGAUGCUGAGGGUGAGUGUGAGGAGCAUUUAGACGAUGGCAGGUUGCGCUUUUCUUGGGCGGAUGACCUGGGUUAUUUUAGCGAAGAGCCGGAUGAGGAAGUGGAUGAGGAUGACUAUAUCUUUGAUGAUGCUGAUGUGGAUGAGGGUGAUGCUGAUGAUGAUAAUGAUGAUGAUGAUGAUGAUGAUGAUGCUGAUGAUUAUGGUGGUGUUUAUGGUGUUGGUGGUUUUGGUGGUGAUGACUAUGACCGGCAGUUUUGGGCAAUGUAUGGUCCAGCCAUAAACGCCAAGAUAAGGGAACGGGAGCGGUUGAUGAAGGCCGUUUUUAAGCCGCCUUCCAUCCGCGCUCCGAAUCUGCGGUUUCUCUUCUUCCCCACCCGCAAGGCGUGUAAUGCGCCUGCACUGGCUGCACUGAGGCAGGACUACCCCGCCCUGGCGCUCUACUGUGUGGUGGACCGCUCCUUCUACUGGCACAGGAAAGGGGUGCCUGUGAGCAAUGUGCCAUUCGAGCAUGUGAGGCGGGCCAAGAGUGGGGUGUGGGAUGAAGAAGAGGGCGAGAAGCGGGCCAAGAAAGUGGGGGAGAAGUUGCAUAGUGUGAACAGGAAGCUGGUGGAGGGGUUCUGUGCUGAGGAGGACCAGACAUAUGUGCUGCAGUACCAGCAGAAGUGA